Messenger RNA from Phragmites australis (common reed), 2949 nucleotides. RefSeq lists its product as uncharacterized. Lineage: Eukaryota; Viridiplantae; Streptophyta; Magnoliopsida; Poales; Poaceae. The transcript is spliced from 16 exons. The record is from RefSeq and is a predicted model, not a curated record. The coding region runs from base 87 to 2492 and encodes 801 amino acids. Gene Ontology annotation, molecular function: protein binding.
CAAAACCCUAGUGCUCCAGCGCCGUCUGGUCUGCCCCAUUCCCACUCCGACCCCCAAAACCCUAGAGCCCCCUCGCCGCCGCCGCCAUGAUCACUGGCGGUCAGAGCUACGUCUCCGCGCCACCGGCCUUCUCCGCCGAUGGCCGCCUCCUUCUCGUAUGCUCCGGCCGCACUGUCUCCGUCUUCAGCACCGCCACAGCUAUUGUGGUUUCGGAGCUGGAGGGGCACGAGGGGGACGUCACCUCUGUGGUGGUGGUGGCGGCGCCGGCGCAGGCCAGCGCGGCGGCCAAGCUCGCGAGCUACUGCUGGACGGCGGGGCUCGACGGGGUGCUCAUCUACUGGGAUUUCGUGGCGGCGGAGGCGGUUCGGAAGGUCCAGGUCGGCCUCCCCGUCCACUCCAUGGUGGUUCCUAACAUAUACAGGUCGUCGAAAGGAGCCGUGGUGUCGACUCCGUUUGCGUUCAUCUCUGUGGAAGAUAUGAGCAAGCCGGCUAAUGAAGCAAAAGCACUGCGUGGGCAGAUGAGGAUUUAUGACCUGACGAAGGGGCGUCAAGUGGGUGGGCUCCUGGCUGAGACCCGUAAACCGGAAAAGAUUGUUGCAAGUAGUUCUGGGGAAUUAUUGGGCAUUACAAAUAAAAGAAAGCUCCAUAUAUGGAGUGUACCAACAAAAGAUUUCAAGCCUGAUAGGAUAAGGAAGAUUAAGCUUCGCCACACCAAAAACUUGACUACUUUGGCUUUCCAUCCAAGCGAGAGAAUUGUGGCUGGUGGUGAUGUAACAGGGCGGAUCUUGAUUUGGAGAGGUUUUGGAAAUGCAAAGUUCUCUGGAGAAAGCGGUGCAAAAUUGAAAGUGGAUGAAGGAAGGGAUGGUGUAAGGGGUGAUGAUGAUGCAGAUACUUGCACAACAUUGCAUUGGCAUUCAAGCAGAGUGAGGUUUCUCAAUUUUUCUUCUGAUGGAGCGCACUUGUUCUCAGGUGGUUUGGAGGGAGUUAUUGUUGUAUGGCAACUAGAUACUGGAAAGAGAAGAUAUAAACCACGUCUGGGGUCUCCUCUUUUGUUCUUUGUAGAUUCUCCAGACUCUUCCAUUUCCUGUGUGUCAUGUACAAACAACCAAGUCUAUCUUCUAAGAAUGCCUAAUAUGGAGGUGAUGAAAUCUAUUGCUGGAAUUAAGCUACCCAUUGCUUCCCCAAAGUGGGAUGGAUCUCAUCGGGUUGUGUAUGGAUUUGAUUACACUAAUAGACUUGUUGCGAUACCAACGGAAGAUUACUGCAUACAGUUCUACAAUUUGCUCGAGAACACCGAUGUUUCGGAGGUGCAAGUAUGUGAGAGGAAUUUUCAGCCUGUUGAUGAUAUAACGAUGUACAUUUCCUUAGUUUCACUGUCCAUCGAUGGCAAUUUGAUGUGCACUGUGGAUGUCAAGCUUCCUGAAGAAGAAUUAGGUGGCCUUGUUACACUGAAGUUUUGGAAUCAUGGGUCCAGUGCUGGACAUUAUUUUUUGUCCACUGUCAUUUAUGAGCCUCACAGUGAUGCUGGGGUUUCUGCUGUUGCUUUCCGCCCAGGAAGAAACAUGGCUGUUAGCUCUUCUUUUGGUGGUAACUUCAAGGUUUGGGUCCAAAGUAUUUCUUCACAAUCAAGUGAUGAAAGAAAUUAUUCUGGUUGGAGAUGCCAAUCAGUUGGUUCAUACAAGAAGAAACCUAUGACAGCGGCAGCCUUCUCAGCCGAUGGAUCUGUUCUUGCAGUUGCAGCUGAGAGUGUCAUCACAUUGUGGGAUCCUGAUAAUAAUGCGCUUGUUGGCGUCAUCGCAGAAACACUAUCGCCAAUUACAAAUCUGUCUUUCGUUGGGACAUCGGCGUUUUUGAUGUCUAUAUGUCAGAGUUCACAACCACAGGUUGCUGUAUGGAAUGUUUCAAGUCUUUCCAUGCAAUGGUCUUACAGAAUUUUUGCAGAAGCUGCAUGCUGUUCGCCUGAUGGGGGUGAAUUUGCGAUUCUUGCUCUUCUGAGCUGUCCUGAUGGAGGAACACUGCCAGAGCAAAAUGGGGUAAUAUUACUUUUUGAUGCAGAAAAUCCAAACCCUGUUGCCUCGUGGUCGGUAAAGAAGGCAAGGGGUGGCAGCAUUUCUUUUGUGAAGAGUGAUAUCUCUUUGGAUGCAAACACUACUGGUUCGAGAGAUGGAGAGGCACUGUCGCUGGUUUAUGUAAAUGGUUCUCAUGAAUAUGUCAUCUUUGAUCCCCGGAAGGAUGAAGAGUUGGUGAUUAGCAAGAGCACAGGCAAAAAGAUUAAAGCUGAAGAACCUGCACUAAUUGGGUACGCGUCAAUUUAUGGAGAGCUUCCAAAGCUGGAGUCCACGAAAGAGGUCUCAGAUAUCCCAUUUAUUCCUUCAGAUAGGCCUUGGGAGACUAUAUUCAGUGGAUCUUCUCAUGUUCUUCCACCUCUCACAAAAUUAUGUUCCACAUUCUUGUCAUCAUUGCUGGAGAAGAGAGCAGUUCGAAACGAGUGAGAAGCACCGGAGUUUUGUCUUGUCAGACAAUGGAAUACUUGCCGGCUGCAAGUGGCGGUUCAUGAGGAAACUCACUUCAACGUAACGUUAUGAAGGUAAUAGAUCUAAUGUCCAGAGGCUGCUCCUAAAGAUCUGAUGGGAGCGCCAUUGAGGAUAUUCGAGGCUGAUUGUUUACGCAAAGUACGUGUUUACAGAAAGAUCUGAUGGGAACACCGUUGAGGACACUGGGCAAAUCUAAAGCCCAUUUUGUAGCGAGACUUAGGUAUCGUCAAUCUACUGAUCGUAGCAAUUUUGUUUCCUUCAAAGCUCUACAUGUAAUUCAAACAGCAAAACUAGAAAGUUUUGGUGUGUUAUGAUGCCUGGUAACAUAGUGCUUGUUGAGGUAUCGUGACUGUUCAGCAAUUUAACAGUGCAUGACACUAGAUGAUUAUAUAAUAUAUCCUGUAGUUUGUGGCCA